GGGAGCGCUCAGCUCGGUACCUCGGUGCCUGGUAGCGACCGAGGAGCCCAGCUGCCCACUCUGCGUCGCCGGAGUCUGCCACCGCCGGGCGGCCCCUCUGGGAUGUCCGAGGGACCCAGGCAUCCGGGACGGUAACGGAGCGAGGAUGGGACGGCGCCCGCAGCUCCGGCUCGUCAAGGCCCUUCUCCUCCUGGGGCUGAACCCUGUCUCCACCUCCCUCCAGGACCAGAACUGCGAGAGCCUGUCCCUGGCCAACAACAUCUCUGGCCUGCAGUGCAACGCCUCCGUGGACCUCAUUGGUACCUGCUGGCCCCGGAGCCCUGCAGGGCAAUUGGUGGUGCGGCCCUGCCCUGCCUUUUUCUACGGUGUCCGCUACAAUACCACAAACAGUGGCUACCGGGAGUGCCUGGCCAAUGGCAGCUGGGCCGCACGUGUGAAUUACUCUGAGUGCCAGGAGAUCCUCAGUGAGGAGAAGAAGAGCAAAGUGCACUACCACGUCGCCGUCAUCAUCAACUACCUGGGCCACUGCAUCUCCCUGGUGGCCCUCCUGGUGGCCUUUGUCCUCUUUCUGCGACUCAGGAGUAUCCGGUGCCUGAGAAACAUCAUCCACUGGAAUCUCAUCUCGGCCUUCAUCCUGCGCAACGCCACGUGGUUCGUGGUCCAGCUCACCAUGAGCCCCGAGGUCCACCAGAGCAACGUGGGCUGGUGCAGGUUGGUGACAGCUGCGUACAACUAUUUCCACGUGACCAACUUCUUCUGGAUGUUUGGCGAGGGCUGCUACCUGCACACGGCCAUCGUGCUCACCUACUCCACCGACCGGCUGCGCAAGUGGAUGUUCAUCUGCAUUGGCUGGGGUGUGCCUUUCCCCAUCAUUGUGGCCUGGGCCAUUGGAAAGCUGUACUACGACAACGAGAAGUGCUGGUUUGGCAAAAAGCCUGGGGUGUACACCGACUACAUCUACCAGGGCCCCAUGAUCUUGGUCCUGUUGAUCAACUUCAUCUUCCUUUUCAACAUCGUCCGCAUCCUCAUGACCAAACUCCGGGCAUCCACCACAUCCGAGACCAUUCAGUACAGGAAGGCUGUGAAGGCCACUCUGGUGCUGCUGCCCCUCCUGGGGAUCACCUACAUGCUCUUCUUUGUCAACCCUGGGGAGGACGAGGUCUCCCGGGUCGUCUUCAUCUACUUCAACUCCUUCCUGGAAUCCUUCCAGGUACAGGGCCCUCGCCCGGCCCCAGCGCUGGAGGGACCUCAGCGGCACCUGCUCCGGGCUUCUUCGUGUCCGUGUUCUACUGUUUCCUCAACAGCGAGGUCCGCUCUGCCAUCCGGAAGAGGUGGCACCGGUGGCAGGACAAGCACUCCAUCCGUGCCCGUGUGGCCCGCGCCAUGUCCAUCCCUACCUCCCCAACCCGCGUCAGCUUCCACAGCAUCAAGCAGUCCACGGCUGUCUGAGCUGCAGGCCAUGGAGCGGCCCCCUGACAUCUGUGGCUGGGAGGAUGAUGGCCCCUGUCUGAGGAAGCUACUGGCACUUUCCCACUCCCUCCCCACCCGGAGCUGUGGGCCCUGAGAGCCCGGGAGGGCCCCUCCACCCAGCAGUUGUUGUUCUAGGCUUCUGAGUGGACAGCGGCCUAUAGGACUGGGCUGGGCUGGGCCCAGUUCUCCCUGAAGAACGACGCUGGAAUGGAAAUGGGAAGCUGGAAAGCCCUCAGCAGCACAGGGGGCUCCCCGAGAGCUAUCUUGUCUCAGAGCACAAAAUGGCCAGCCCACUGGAGAGCUGGGGUCCUCAGCAAACUGGGGAGGCAUUGCCCCGGGGCAUCCUGGGAAACUCUCCUGACACAUCUAUUCACCAUCAUGCCUCCAAGCAUUAGCCUACCACUGAGAACCCAGGUCAUGAGGUUUGGUCUGGAGCCCUGGGGGUAUCAUUAGAAAUUGGGUCGCAUCAUCAGAUAUUGGGCCACAUCACUAGAAACCAAACCCAAGCCACCAGAAUGUCAUCGGCACGGUGGCGCUGCCACCAAAAAAUGCCCUGCCUUGCUGCUUGCACCCUUGGACACUUACUACCUGUGGGACCCUCCGGCUUCCCCUCUCCUCCCCACUGACAGUGCCCUUGUCCUGACUCCUGCCACUUGCUGCCCCUGGGAGUCUCCCAUCUGUGAGAAGAUGGGGGCAGGGAGGGGGGUGGAGUGGCCUGUGAACAAGAACCAGGUUGUGCCCCAGCUAAGGCCAGUCUCCUUUUGAGGAAGGAGAGAGGUCCUUGGGGCCUGCAGCUGCUGGCUUUGGGACUGCCUCUGGGGCAGGAUCGCCCACUGAGCAAAGGGAGAAGGGGCCCUCUCUGCCUGAGUGCUCUGGAGCAGGACAAAUGGCUUACCUGCCUCCAUAGUGUGGACUGGCCCGCCCCCACACUGGACCCCCAUGUCUAGGGGACUGGGCAGCUAGGGCAGGGUUCUGCAGUGGGGAGGCAGAAGUGCCCGCUGCGGGGGUGGCUAGUGUAAAUAAUAAUAUUUAUCUUUUCAACCAGCAUCUGUGAAAGCCUGGACUCUGCCAGGGACGGGGGAGAGGGUACCUGAGAGAUGCACCCUCCUGGCGGAAACCCUGAUCAUGGCUCAGGGCUGCUGGAGGGGCAGGGGUGGGGACUUGGAAGGAGAUGAUCUGGCCUGCUCUUAGUAAGGAGGUGAACCAGGGAGGGAAAGGACAUGAUCAGUAAGGUGGGGGAACUUUGCCGUGGCAAGGGACAGCUGGAACAAAGGCAUGGCCACGGGACCCUACAGGAGAGGGUUCAAUCCAAGGGAGGAGCAGAGCUGGGGAGCAGGCAGUGGAGUUAGGAAGCUGGGGAGUCAGACUAAGAUAACUGUGGUGCCCGGAGUCGGCCGCUCCUGCAGGGGGUGGGGAGGCCCUGCGGGAGUUGCUGGGGUCCUUGAAGGACAUAUGGGGUGCCCUGUUCUGCCAGUUCCCCAAGCUCUGUGCCCUUAAGUACAGAGAUGGGGACAGGGGGACCCAGGAGUCCCAGAGCAGGGAUGGACCAAUGGUUCCCAGAGCAAUUUAGAGUGUGAGCUGGGGUCCCCUGCAGGGAUCAGGGAGUAGCCCUGCUGGCUGACAGGAGGACAGACUGACUAGUGAGUGUCAACAGCCACAGCUGAGCCUUGGAGACGCGGUUCUCAACUCGCCUUUUCACACAGUGCGGCAGUGAGGAGGCAGAGCUUUCCCCGGAGGUGGGUGGGAUGGGGGAGCCUCCCAAGGAUGGGGAGCCUGAGAGGGCUGCACAGACUUGCCCCUUCCUGCUUGGGCCCCUGGUUGCCCCAGCUGUCGGGCACCUUCUACUCUCAGUGUUGGGCCCUGUGGGAGGGGAGAGGGGAGCAGCCAUCCAGAAUGGAUGCUGGGGACCUGUCAGAGCCCCUGGCCUUGGAAGGCCAUGGGGCCUGGCUAUGGGCAGAAAAGCCCAGCAGACAGGGCUGGUCCAGAGGAGCCUGGGCCUCCCAUCCAGAGACUAUAUGGGGGCACUGCUUUAUGGCACAGUGGGGAAUGUCUGAGCCCCAAAGAUCUGCAGCCCCAUGCCAGGGCCAGAAGCCCAGAGCUUCACCCAUCUGCAGCAGGUGUGUUCCGGGCUUCAGGGUUAAUGCAGGCCCAGACCAGGCCACUCUGCUCCAAGGUUUGGCUUGUGGGGCCGGGAAGGCCCCAUGGGAGUGAGCAGGGUGUGGCACCCAUCACAGCAGCAGCAGGAUGGAGGUCACUGGGGUCCCCCCAAGACCUGAGUUCAAGCCCUUCCCUUAUGCCCUGAAGAAUCUUUCUCCACACCACACCCAGGGGUCACAGCACCCUGAAUGUACCCACACCUGAGCCCAUUUCUCCCUGAGACCCUGCUCAAAGUCAUAGACACACAAUUCUUCCAGUUCAGCUCCCCCUCCCUGACAGACAGCACAAUCCCCUCCCUGAGGUCCUUGUUGUCCCUUCUAGGUCCCUAUGCUGGCCGCCCUGGGGCCAGGACUGGGGAAAUCGAGUAUUAGAGAGGGAGGUUUUAAAACCCAGAUAAUAAUACCUGAAUCAGGGCCAUUGGUAGACUGGUUUUGCAAUCCACAAAAUCCUUCAUAGUGUGUCUCACCUAGUCUUCAACUAGCCCAAGGAGGUAGGAACCAGCCCAUUUUGCAGCUGAAGAAACUGAGGCCUAGUGACCUCCUGAGAUGGAAGCCUUCUGGCUCCAAGUCCAGGGCUCCUUCUGGCCCUCAGGUGACUGAAGUCCUGGGGGCAUUGGGCUGGGAGGCCAGGACUGAUAAGGCAGGUCUGGGACCAGAGGGCUGAGGAGGCCACAGGGUUUUGGAUCGACCUGAAGCACGUCCCACCUGAAGAUGUGACCCACCACAGCUGGCCCAGCCGGAGUCCAGCAGCUGAGGCCAGCUGGUGGGAGCAAUGCUGGCUCAGAGUCUCUGGCAGCCCUUCCUCGCCUCCCCCCACCUCCCACCCCUCCACUCUCUAAAAUGAUGCUGAGCUUCAAACCACGUAGCCCAGGCCCCCAGAAGCCAUGGCAGCCCUCUCUGCACCCCAGGCCGUCUAACCCCGUGAGGCAGCCGCUGGCCUCCAGCUCAGAGGUGUCUCGUGGUCAUCUCAUCCAGCCCCCAGCUCCCAACUCAACUGCUCACUGGGCCCAAACAGAGCAGGUGCUCUCUACAGCUCAUCCCCAGCAAUCCUGAGCGGCAUUGUGUUAGGGGGCAUCAGGUCACGCACACGAAUCUUAUCUAUUCUUCCUACUGCCCUGCAAAGCAGAUGCUAUUAUCCCCCAUUUAACAGGUGGGAGAAGUGAAGCCCAGAGAGGUCAAGAGACCUGCCCAGGGCACCUAGCAGUGGCAUGUCUGGAUGAAAACCCAAGGUGGCUUCACGCUGCCUGCACAGAGGUACAGGACUCUUUGCAAGGUUACCCUCCCUGCCCCACUGCCUCCUACAGUAACUUUCCAGGGACAUUUUUCUAUUUUCCAAUCUGUAGACAAACAGCAUUCAAAGAUGAGCUGGCCGUAGGAUCUGGAGCCUACACAGCACAGGCCUCAAGUGCCCCCUGUGUCCCCAGGUCAUCCCAGCUCCACCUCUCAACAUGGCCUCCUGCCUUUCUCUCUAGCCCAGCAACCCCUGCAGAUACCGCCCUGCAGAUACCGCCAGGCAGGCUCAGGGUCAAGAGAGGCCUGGGCCCCGUCCAUUUCUCAAAGCUCUCGGUGACGGAAGCACCAAUGAGUUCAUCAUUUGGAUGAAACUCCAAACUGCCACCAGACUGCCACCCAGCCCCUUCUGUCCCUCCAAGUCGUUCUGGACAAAACCCUGCCACCCUGCCUCAUUGUGCAAUGGGCCAAGGCAGGUGAGAACAAGGGGAGGGCUCUUAGGGACCCAAGGAGGAUGGUGAAAACUGGGGAGGCCCGAGCUCCUGCUUCUCUCCCCUUCGUGGCUGGAGUGAGGGAGAGAGCAGAUGACAAGCCAGUCCCUUCCCAGGUCUGCACCACCUCCAGCUCAGGCCUGGGUCAGCAGGUCGAGGCAGAAGAGAGGCCAAGCAGCAGGGUACUUUCCCUGCCUGCCCGAGCGGAUACCUACUGCCCCUGAGUGGGUGAAGAGAAAUGUUCCAGACGCUGUCUAGGUCCAAAUGGAAGGCAGAGACUUUGCCACUGGUCUGCCCUGGGCAGCCCCCUGAGAGCUCAGGUCCUGGCCAAGGUGGGGACAGGGGAGAGAGCAAAGCAGCCAGCGCAGGGGCUGUCAUCAAGGUCAGGGUCAGGAGUCUGCAAAUCCUUAGAGCAGGAUUAUAGCAGGAGAGUGGACCACAGCCCCAAAGGGCACCAGCCACUCGUGUGAAUGCAAUGAUCAGGGCUCAAAGUGGCCACCCCGAAGGGCAAGCCCAGGGCUGAUGGGCUGGGCUGGGGUAGGCGGGUGGGUAAACAGUGACUGAGGCAGGGACCGCCUUCAGCAAGCUGGGUCCCAGGAGGAGACAUGGAGGGAAGGAGCCUUCAGAGAAUCCUUUGAGCCCAAGGGUAGAUCAAGGAGGAAGGCACGAGCAAGCUCUGUCGAGAGUACCCAUGUUUCCUUUCUCUCUUCCUUUCUUUCUUUUUUCCCCUCUCUUUCUCCUUCCCUUCCCUCAUUCCAUCCAUCCAUCCUUCCUUUCUCUCUCUCUCUCUCUUUUGUGCUGCGGAUUAGACCCAGAGCUACUCUACCACUGAGCUACAUCCCCAUCCUAUUUUAUUUUAUUUUGAGACAGGGCCUCACUAAAUUGCCCAGGCUGGCCUCAAACUUGCCAUCCUCCUGCUUUAGCCUCCUGAGAAUCUAGGAUUACAAGCAUGUGACAAGGUGCCAGGCUGGUUCCCAAGUUUGCUGAACCCCCAAGUUUGGGGGCACAUGCUGGCCUGGCAGGAUUCUGAGGAACCACAGUGAGACCUGUCCUGAGGACUGUGCCAGCCCAGGGGAUGAGCCCGUUCUUGUUUUUGUCGUUCUGGGUGUGAUAAAGCACAAAUUGUAAAACUGUUUUAGCUAUGUUAAAGUGUAAAAUCCAGUGGCAUUAAAUCCAUUUGCACCCCAUAAAUCUGUUCAGUUGUUAUAUAACAAUAAAAAUAUAUAACAA
Messenger RNA from Ictidomys tridecemlineatus (thirteen-lined ground squirrel), 6577 nucleotides. It is a transcript of the gene Crhr1, whose product is annotated as corticotropin releasing hormone receptor 1. Gene Ontology annotation, molecular function: corticotropin-releasing hormone receptor activity; G protein-coupled peptide receptor activity; corticotropin-releasing hormone binding. NCBI's taxonomy places the organism in Eukaryota, Metazoa, Chordata, Mammalia, Rodentia, Sciuridae. Gene Ontology annotation, cellular component: neuron projection; plasma membrane. The record is from RefSeq and is a predicted model, not a curated record. Gene Ontology annotation, biological process: cell surface receptor signaling pathway; adenylate cyclase-activating G protein-coupled receptor signaling pathway.